Molecule: messenger RNA, 2758 nt
Organism: Cynoglossus semilaevis (tongue sole)
Lineage: Eukaryota; Metazoa; Chordata; Actinopteri; Pleuronectiformes; Cynoglossidae
Gene: creb3l3l
Product: cAMP responsive element binding protein 3-like 3 like
Exons: 10
Coding region: 147-1640 (497 amino acids)
Biological process (GO): regulation of transcription by RNA polymerase II
Cellular component (GO): nucleus
Molecular function (GO): DNA-binding transcription factor activity, RNA polymerase II-specific; RNA polymerase II cis-regulatory region sequence-specific DNA binding
Source: RefSeq, a predicted model, not a curated record
UGACGCAAUUUUUGCCUUGUUGGAAGGUGGUUCGAGCAGGAAGUGCUUUGAAGGCUGACGGAACAGCACGGGUUUGUUGAGAAGGGAAAGCAUUAGACGUCCAGUUCUACUCACUCGAAUGGUAGUAAGCCUACUGUUAUUCAACGAUGUCCAUGACUGAGGAUCUUCCGGAGAUGGACGGAACAGACUUGUUAGGUCUGCUGUUCCAGGAUGUGCAGGAUGGAUCUACUGACCCCUUCUUUCCUGAUGGGAACGGGCUCAUUGAGUCUUGGCUGUCUGAACAAGAUAUGCUGACUGGUAUGGAUACUGAAGACUUUCUGUCCAGCCUGCUGGAGAAUGAGGACAACAGCGGUACGUUCUGUCCCUCUCAUUCCCCUUUGGGCAGUGACAGCGGCAUUUCUGAUGACAGCAGCACUGGAGCUGGAAGCAACAAUGUUCCGGGAUGCCCCAGUCCCCACGGCAGUGAUAGUGACGUCGUGCCCAGUCCCAGGUACUCACAGCCCAGUCCUGUGAACUUUGAACCCGGCCGGGCACCAGAUGAGCUGCACACAGAGAACCUGGAGGCUUUAUCUGUCCAAGCGGAUCACAGUUACUCUAUGCUGCAAUGUGGUGGAAAAGACAUGGAUGUCCUGGAGAGUGUGAGGUCCGAGAGGCCAGACACAGAUGUCUUUAUUGAUCUGGAUGAUCUGGUGACUGAGGAAAUGGAAGAAGAUGUCACCAGUGAGCUGCCCUGUACUUUAGCCAUAGAGGACUCAACAGAUUUCUCAGAAAACAACAUAGACCAGUUCCAGUUUAAAGAAAUGGUUCUUACUGAGGAAGAGAAACGACUUCUGGCAAAGGACGGCCUCACCAUCCCCACACACAUGCCCCUUACAAAGGCAGAGGAGAGAACUCUAAAGAGGAUCAGGAGGAAGAUCCGCAACAAGCAGUCUGCUCAGGAGAGCCGCAAGAAGAAGAAGGUGUACGUUGAUGGUCUGGAGAACAGGGUUGCCAUCUGUACUGCACACAACCUGGAAUUACAGAAGAAAGUCCAGUUGCUCCAGAAACAGAACAUUUCCUUGAUAGAGCAGCUGAAGAAGCUACAAGCUGUUGUAAAGAUUUCAACAAUGAAGGCCAGCACCACCAGCACUUGUGUUAUGGUAUUUCUGCUCUCGUUCUGCCUCAUCAUCUUCCCAUCAGUCAAUCCAUUUGGUGGGAACACGGAACAGAAGGAAGUCUACACGCCCUCCUCCAUCUUCUCCCGAACCCUACGCUCAGUGCCACAGGACAGCUCCUACACCAUGCCCUACGUGGAGCCAGAGGAGGAUCUGAUUCCUUUUGUAGGUCAAGCAGGGGUAGAAACCACCAAUGCCAACUUUGCCGUCAGCCAGAAGAACCACACGCCUGACUUCCAGAUGGUGGAGCAACCCGACUCAGAGACCGGCAUCAACAGCAACUACUCGGCAGACUUCCCGAGUUCUGGUCAGUCCUUGGACAUGAAGCCAGGUGCAGGUGGUGUGUUAGAGGCUCUGCCUGAUGGAUCCAUUGACCCGGCUGCAGCUUCGCCUGUGGCCUAUGAGGUGACCGGCUCCAAGGAUACCUGGAUAGACCGGAACCCUCCUUCUGUCAUAUUACAACAGCAUCACUCUGACGAAAUGUAACAGGCAUAUAUUAGUCACAGCCAGUAGAGGGAGCUAUAAUCCUACUGUUGGGGAAACUUGAACUUGCCUAAUGAAUAAUUUUAAUGAAGGGAAAAUUAUUUUAAUCACUCAAGCCUCAGAUCAGUCCGUCCCAACGUUACCCCUCGAAAACAGCCAAAUUUUACUACUGUUAACUUUCUUUGCACAUAAUUUAUUUCCUCGGAAUGAGCAAGAAAAAGAGAUUUAAAUGAUUUAGCAGCAUCUACUACCUAAAGGAAAUCGAGAUUUAGGAAGGUGGUGUUAAUGGCUUUGGAGAACAAACACAACCUCCUCUGACCACUGCAGGGUCCUUUACAAAAAAGUGGUCGAAAAAAACUACUGGCGGUAAGCCGUCUUCAGUGUAAUCUACUCUUUUUAACCCAAAAGUCAUGAUAAGUUAUUUUGCACAGCAACAUAGGAAUCAACCUCCUUUGCAUAGUAGAAAAGAAGCUGCUUAAAAUCAUCAAAGAUGACGUUGAUCACGUUGCUUAAGCCAUUGCAGGACAUUUGGCCAUUUAGAAGAAUUGUAAAGUUUGUUUGCUGUUUCCUUGUAACAAGGGUAUCCAUGCACCUUUUUAUUAUUUUAUUUUAUUAUUGUUUUCUGCAUUAUGUACAGAACAAAAAAUUAAAAUGUAGAGCAAGACCUCAGCUGAUGGUUAGCCAACCUGCCCCGACCACCUCCUGUCAUACAGUGUAAUUCUGCAGGUCUCAGCCCUGUUAUAAACCCUCAUCAUUAUCCAUGUAGACUGAUUACGGCGUUAAAUACAUUUACUCAAUAAACUGUUGCAGUAAACAUUUAUGCAAAAAUGUGAUGAACUGUUUAGUCAGUGAGGCAUUUUUGUUAUUUUUUUUUAAUGUUUCAUGAUUUUGGUUACUGUUGGUAGUAAAUUCAGCAUAAAUUGUACUGGAACUGUUUUGUUUUUUUUUUGUUGGUAAAAUCAAGACUUAAGUGUUGCUCCUGUUGAACAGAUGCACUGACAUUUGUGCAAAACUUAAAUGUAAAUAGUAAUCAGUGAUUGUAGCUCUUCUGUAUAUUUGAACUUUUAAUGGAUAAACAUGCCUGGACAGCUAUAAUAAUAAACUUUUUAUAUUUCAGAAAG